UAAAAGAAAAGUAUGAAUUCAUUGUAAGUGAUGUUCCAUUGUUCUAAAUUGAUUUUGCAUUUUCAACCCUUGUCAAUUUUUUUCCCUUUAUAAUAAAAAGGAUAAAUGAUUUCUGGAAUUAUCGAUGGAUCUGGCACGAUUUAUAACUGUGGGCAAGAUCAAAUGUGGUUCUUAGAAAUAGACAGUUUUCACUGAACAGCUGCAAAAUCAUUGACAAAGAGCUGUGAGUAUAAGCAAGUGGUAUACCAACUACUGUGCAUUACUUCGUAAUCUUGUCAUUGCAAAAUUAUUUUCUGGAUUUGUUUCUUGAUCGUCUGCGGAAAUUGCAGUUUUUGUGGUCCAUAAAACUUUGCAAGAAUUCUGAAUGGAUUUAUCUUUUGCCCUGGCCAUAACGAGGAUGGAUAGCAUCACCGAAGAAGAAAAGAAAGUUAUUAAUGAGUUGAAAAAACGGACUAUAAAUGACGUGACUCCAAAAUUGCUGGAAGAUGCGUCUGUUUUUUACCGGUUUGCAAAAGCUCGUGAUUUUAAUCUGGAAGAAGCGGAAGCAAUGCUGAGAAGACAUUUAUCCUGGAGGAAAGAAUUUCAAUUCGAUACUAUACUUACAGAUUAUGAGCCGCCUGAGGUUCUUAAAAAGUAUGGAGCUUCAAGCUUAGUUUGUUUUGACAAAGAAGGAAGUGCUGUAAGGCUUCAAGACUGGGGUCAUCUAGAUGUGAAAGGCAUGUGCAAUGCUGCAACAAAAACAGAAGUGGCAAAAUUUUGGGUUUUCCUUGCAGAAAGGGAUCGAGCGGAACUGAUCAAGAGAGGCGGAAAUCUGGAAAAACCUAUAUUUUCUCCAGUUUAUGAUUUAGAGGAUAUGACAUAUUCAAAAGCUGUUAACAUGAGAGGUCUUCAGUAUUUAUUGUAUGGUGUGAAAAUGCUUAUCGACAAUUUCCCUGAAUGUGUCAAGACUAUAACCAUCAUAAACGCUCCUUUUUAUUUCGCUUGGAUCUACGCAGCCCUAAAGCGGAUCCUUCCAACUACUGUCACCCAAAAGAUGCGAAUAUUUGGCACUGAAGAUUGGAAAGAAGCCUUGUUGAAUGACGUGAACGCAGACGAUUUGCCGGCUUACCUCGGAGGAAACAAGACGGAUCCAGACGGAAACCCACAUUGUGAAACCAUUAUCCAACAUGGGAAACCAAUACCCAAGAGCUAUUACAGACAAAGUGGGAAGAGAAGAUUGGCUCUGGCAUCUGAUGCUGAAAAACUCACUGUGUUGCCGUUCAACAAAGAAGAAAUAACUUUCGAAGUGAAGGAAGAAAAUUCUUAUAUUGAAUGGGAGUUCGAAAUUAAGAAAGGAGAUAUUGAGUUUUCUUUGAAAUACAAAGCAGACCUUUCCGAAAAUUCAGAGACUGUGGAACUCAUUCCUAAACAAAGAAUCGAUACCUCUUUCGAAUAUGAGAAGGGGUGCUUUAAAUGUGACAAAACAGGAUACUAUACAAUGGUUUUUGACAAUUACUACAGUUGGCUCCAUUCGAAAGAGAUAUACUACAGAGCUAGUAUUAGAAUUCCAAAGAACGACGAAGUAUACGAGUCAACAUAACAUGCAUUUCUCGGAUAUUUCAAGAACUGAACUUCAUAAGAGAGAGAUUUAAUAAUGAGCCUUUGUAUUAUAGAUUCGUUUUUACAUAAAUAUGGAUAUUGUU
Argiope bruennichi is the source of this 1682-nucleotide messenger RNA. RefSeq names its product retinal-binding protein-like. Gene Ontology annotation, cellular component: cytoplasm. Bases 365 to 1579 code for a protein of 404 amino acids. The transcript is spliced from 14 exons. The record is from RefSeq and is a predicted model, not a curated record. NCBI's taxonomy places the organism in Eukaryota, Metazoa, Arthropoda, Arachnida, Araneae, Araneidae.